AUGUCGCAUUGGAUAAUUUAUGGUCAAUCUGUAAAAAUUCACACUGAUAUUCACCGCGAUGUUCCGUAUAAUAAACGUAGGCAUCGUAAGAUUACAUAUUUACGCCUAAAAAAAUUUCCGGGUUCUACAUAUUGUCCCUCUUCAGCUUCAUUUUUAAAGUUCACAUUAGUAUUCCUGAAGAAAGAAAUCUAUAUAGCCAUAUACCCCUUAAAAAUAGGUCUAGGGUGGAAUGGAAUAGGGUCCUCGGAAAUGAAUACAGGAAUAGAUAGAUUGGAUUUAAGUUUUUCCUCAUCAAUUUGGUCAGCAUAUGUUCAAUUUUUAAUUCAAUGA
This is a messenger RNA of Diversispora eburnea, 330 nucleotides long. The record is from the annotation of a GenBank genome assembly. Lineage: Eukaryota; Fungi; Glomeromycota; Glomeromycetes; Diversisporales; Diversisporaceae.